AUGCCUCAAAAGAAAAACAAUAAUAAUGAAUCCUCAGCUUGUGCUGAUAGCUGCAGUAAACCAGCUAUCAGCCAACCUAAAGCAGGACACUAUAUAUGUCUGUCUCACCAACCUUCAGAUUGCUCAAUGGAAUGUACAAGCUGCCACAGCGGUAUUUGUAAUUCCCAAAGUUGUAAGGCAGUCAAAAUUUUGGAUGACUACGAAGAGCCUGCGAAAGUAUCAGAGGUGAACGUUUCUAAAGGUCAAUUGGGAAAAUGCGAUAAAUGUGGCGCAGAACCGCCAAACGUACACGCUGGUAACCAGACUUCGAGAAGUUCAACUGGAUUCAAUGGACCUUGCAGCACGUGUAGCCGCUCGACAACAUUUUCAUCAGAUAAAUUAAAAAGUACGGAAUCGCCGUCCCAACGAUCAUUCAGAAUUCCUCCCACGACCCCUGUAAAACCUCAUUCCUGUGGAAUUACACGUCCUCCAGAAGAGCAAUCGCCGCCCCAACCAUCAUCGAGAACACCUCCCACGACCCCUGGAUUACCUCAUUCCUGUGGAAUUACAUGUCCUCCAGAAGAGCCGCCUCGGAAUGAAAGAAAAUUAUCCACUCGAUCGCUACCAGAAUGCUGCCAGGAAAAAAAUUACCCAAAACAGCAAGUAGAAGGUAAUGUAUCCUCACAAAAUAUAAAAAGACAAUCAGAUGGUAGUGGCCGAUUAUCAACUUCUAUACCACCUCCGCCUCCGGAACCAGCACGCUGUACGAUGGCUGGUUGUCCAGUUGCUUGUAUACCAGAAGAGAAAAAUCACUCGGAUGUUCCUGCUCACGAGACGUCCAAAGUCUACACCAUGCCCCUACAUCCACCAAGUUUGACGCGCAGGCAGGGAAGCAACAUAGCCGCAAACGCCAAUCAAAUAAUAACAUCGAGUUUAUUAAGGAAGAAUAGUAAUCAAAAACAAAAUGUAAAGAAGAGAAGCAAAGAUAGCAAAACGAGUAUUAAAAGUAAUGCUUCUUCCAAAUGCAAAUGUCCAGAUAAAACGAAGGCACAGGCAGGAUGUGACUGUCAUUAUCCGCCCGCUUUUCAGCAUUACUUUCAAUGUGCAGGGACUAUCACUGGCGUUUGUUGUUGUUCGGAACAUAAAUAA
Arctia plantaginis is the source of this 1128-nucleotide messenger RNA. NCBI's taxonomy places the organism in Eukaryota, Metazoa, Arthropoda, Insecta, Lepidoptera, Erebidae. The record is from the annotation of a GenBank genome assembly.